AUAUUUCAAAGCUUCAUCCGAUGACUCAAACUUUUCAAGACGACUUUUCAGAAACUGAAAGGAACAUUCAACAAUUGGAUGAAAAGAACUUCCCAAAGCUGACACUAGAUGUCAGCCAGACAUCACGAGAUAUCUUCAAGCUGUAGUUUAGACAUCCAGAAAGUUGAAUUUUGCAGUUUUAAAUGCCUGUGACCAUAAUGGUGUAACCGACCGUAAGUCAUACUGUAGCCUGUGGUCACUUUUUGCUUUGUUUCAUGGCUCAUAGAUGCUGGGUGAGAAUGAAAUAUGCUGUGUAAACUGCGCAGAUCCCCUUUUAUGAUGGUAGGGACCAUACUCAUGCGCUGGCUACAGCGGGCCAAUCACAACUCCCUGUUACUCGCCCCGGCUUUGGCUCCUCACGAGGUGGAUAUCAUCAUGUGAACUGAUGAAAGUGUUCAUCAAACGCUUUGUAGUCAGCUCGAGGCCAUCGCCAGGAAGUCAUAUCACUGCAUACACUGGUUAUGUGCAAAGACAAACUUUGUAGGCUUUGUAGUUGCUGUUUUAACAAUGGAAUACGUUCAGCUGAGUGAAAACAGGUUGCAAAUCAUUACAUAGAAAUAAUUAUAAUGUCUGUCAGUUUUUGGUUUCGCUGGGCGCGCUCCCUCCCACUUUCAGCACUUCUCUUCUCAACAGACGCGCGCUGCGCUUUUACGCACGACAGUGUGGAGGAGAGCACAGUGCCAUGAAGACCGUCAGUGUGUGAGCGUUUGGCUGCCACCACAGCAAGAAGAUGAUCCUGCUGCCUGGUCUGCUUUUUAUUCUCUGGGGAGAACCGGGUCGGUGCCUGGAGGAGAAUGCAGGCUUCACUUUCGAUGGAGACAUCCGCCACUUCGCCGUGGCCAACGACACGGUUUACAUCGCCACAGAGGAGAAGCUGUACCAGCUGAGACACGACCUGACUCUGGUCCAGAGUCUGACCCAGAGAGGAAUCUUGAAGGGAAGUUAUCAGACGAACGAUGCUGAGUUUUCCCGGGUUUCUGAGACGGACAAGUGGAACGCAACUUUCAGCGUCAACGUGUUAUUAGCGCUUGUUCAGGAGGACACUUUGAUCAGCUGCGGUGUGAUCGGCUGCGGUUACUGCGAGGUGCUGGACCUGAGGAACAUUUCAAACGUACAGUACAAGGAGCACAUCAGGGUGGGAUCCCCGUGGCGCAGCAGCGCGUCCGUCGGCUUCCUGGUGGAUGUAGAGGAGACAGUUACGGAGACAUACAUUCUGAGUGCCAUAGAGCGAAAUGAAGGCAAACCCACAGAGACCGGCUGCUCAGUAUCAGAAGCGGUGUUCCUUCAUAAUACGAAUAACAGACAGGACAGAGGUAUAUUCUCUCACUCUGACAAGCACAUUGCCCCUGUAAUCAAAGGCAGGCACACGGAUGGCAAUGUGGAGUUUGUGGAUGGAUUUCAGAUCAAUUCAAUCAUUUAUCUUUUCUCCAUCCUGCCUUUAAAUCAACAAAGCAACGCCAUCCGUCUCAUUUGGCUCGAGGGCAAAACGAGCAAAAGGGAGACUCUCAAAUCGCUGCGGGGCGCGACUCUCCGUGUCUCUGAUGAUGGUAAAGGCAGCAGACUCAUCGCCUCCGCGGUGAUCCCGGGUGGGCCGCCGGUGCUCUGGAGCGGCGUGUUCAGUGUGGACGGAGGAGAAACCAACACCGAGCUGCUGCUGUUUGACAUCAGCCCGGAUCUCACCGGAGCCACAGAUGCAGAUCCAGACUUCUGUAGUGUCUGCAAUGGCAGAGGAACGACGCCAAAGACACUGAAGCCAAAGGCAGUUCUCUUCAGGCAGAACAACAUGACCUCUGUGCUGGCAGUGACACAGAAGGCCUGGAUGGUUUUCUUCAUUGGGACGGGAGAUGGGCAGCUCAUUAAGCUUGCUGUGGACAGGAACUAUCACACCACCUGUCCCACGGUGCUCUACAGGGCCAACGAUGACCACAAAGUGUUUCCCAAAAUGCAUCUGGAUCAAGUGGACCUUAAACAUGUGUACCUGCCAUUUCAAAACCAGAUGAAGCGUGUGUCUGUGUCAAAGUGCAGCACAUACACAAAAGUGCAGGACUGUUGGUCUGCUCAGGACCCAUACUGCAUCUGGUGUGGCUCUAAAACAAGAUGCACAUUUGAAGACGACUGCCAAGAUUCAGACUGGUUAUCCAUUCCUGAUGAUUUUCAACACAGAAUGGUUUCCCACAGAGUUGUAAAGGACGACACCGACCAGAUCACACUUAACAUCCAGACACACCUGACUGUGGGCCAGACGGCACGAGCUAACUUUAACUGUCAAUGCUCAUCAAGUCCCAGUGGUUUCAUCCUCUGGGAAAAUCCUCCCCCACAGUUUCCACAAUGCAGCUGCUCCCUUUCAAACAAAACACUUCCUGCUGAAGGCCUGCACAUCACAGUUAAGCUGAGACUUGGGACGACACAAUGGUCGCAUCAUUUGAGGCUAUUCAACUGCUCUGACAUCAGGGGACCGCCAACUUCUGUCCUGUGUCGGCGGUGUAUUGAGGCUGGAUGUGGCUGGAGCACAAACAGCUGUUCCUGGGCAAAUCAAGGAGUGGGGGAUGACAGUGUUUGCCAAAAAAUAGACUCAGGGGUGACAUUUUCUAGACCAGAGAUCACCUCCAUCACUCCCAGCGUUGUGUCUUUCUAUGGCAGAAACCAUGCGGUGUUGUCAGGUUAUAACCUCAGUGAUGUGACCAGAGUGAGGAUCCAGGCGGACAUGGACUGCACUCCACGAGAAUCUCCUGUGUGGAACAACACUGGUGUGAAACUGAUGUUCCACAUUCCCAGUGCUGAUAAUAAAGGUGUGUUCAAAGCAUGUGUUCUCCUCCCAGACGGUAGUUGCCACGGCAACACUAAAAUCACCUACCGCUCAUCCCCAUCCUGCAACAAAAUUGCACCAAGCAGCACCUGGAUCAGUGGGAAGAGGAAUAUCAAACUCAUGGGAUCGCAUCUGGAGUUUGUGGAAGGAGUCAUGCACAGCCAUGCCCAGCAUGAAAUCAUAACUCCCAGAAACAGACACUCUCAGAGUCUCACUUAUGACACACCUGCAGUUGAAAAAGGGAUUUCUACCAGCACUGUGUUUUUGAUAGUCGCCAAUGAAACCUUGGCCUGCUCCACAGUAACCUACUACCCAGACCCCGAGUUCAUUAACUUCACAUCAACAAGGACGGGAAAGGUUGUGCGCAUCGAUAUACAGAAAAAAGCAGACAAACUGGAAAUGACCCCAGCAGAGCUGUCAGUGUGGGGCGUUAAGGAAGGAAAACAAUACCCCUGCAUUUUCAAAGAACACAGUAACAACACUGACUUUUUCAGCUGUGAAAUUCAAAACACAACCAGCGCUAAAUUUGAGGAGUUAAUGAUUAAGUAUGGAAACAAGACAGUACUACUGAACAAUAAAUCUUCAUUUCAUCUGUACCUGAUACUGCUGGUCUUUUUGCUGAUACCUUGCAUUAUUGUUGUGGUGGUGAUCGUCUACCAAAGCAAACAGAAGAAGCUCACUGCUAAGAUGAACAAGCGUAUGGAAGACCUUGAACUCGACAUCAGGAAUGACAUUAGACAAGGUUUUGUGGAUCUGCAGACAGAGAAAACUGACCUGAUGGAAAAUGUUGGAGCGAUUCCUUUCCUGGACUACAAGCACUUUGCCUCCAGGAUCUUUUUUCCUGAGAGUGAAUCUUUGAUGACAUUGUGCAUCAAAGACAUCGGUCAGGAUGCAGUGAAAGUUCAACUUGACGAGUGUUGCCAGGGCUUGUCCAGGCUGAUCCAGGACCAGCUCUUCCUCACAUCCAUGGUGCAUGCUCUGGAAGAGCAGAAGAGCUUCACCAUCAAAGACAAAUGUGCGUUGGCGUCAUUAGUGACGGUAGCGCUCCACAACAACUUGUCAUACUUAACCGAGGUAAUGGAGGCUCUGCUGAAGGAUCUGAUGCGUCAGAACAGCAACACUCAGCCCAAACUGCUGCUACGACGCACUGAGUCCACUGUGGAAAAACUGCUGACCAACUGGAUGUCCAUCUGCCUUUAUGGCUUCCUCAGGGAAAGUGUUGGCCAGCACCUGUUCCUGAUGGUCAGCGCUCUCACGCAGCAGACAGCCAAAGGACCUGUGGACUGUGUGACAGAGAAAGCUCUGUACACACUCAGCGAGGACUGGCUGCUGUGGCAGGCUCCGGACUUCAGCUCCCUGAAGCUGAAGGUGCUGUUUGCAGUGGGCAGUGACGGAGAGGUCAGCGAGCCUCUGGAGGUGAACGCUCUCAGCUGUGACUCAAUAGAACAAGUCAAAGAGAAAAUUCUGUCCACCUUCAAGGCCAAGUUUGGUUUCCCCUACAACACCCCCCUCAGGGACAUUUCUAUCGAGUAUGAGAGGGAUGGAUUGUUCGUUCCUCUUCAGGAAGUAGAUGCGAGCUCUGAGGUUAUCGGGGAGGUGACAAUGCUCAACACACUCGAGCACUACAAGGUUCCUGAUGGAGCGACAAUCAAAGUGCUUUCUAGAAAAAAUCAUCCUCCUCUGAGCCCGCAGGGGAGUCUGAAGGAUGAUGAGAACUUCUCUGGAAAAUACUUCCACUUGAUUGAUCCUGAUGUAGACGAGGACCAAAGAAAGAACCCAGAGAGGAAGAAGUUAAAACUGAAGGAAGUGCACCUCACCAAGCUGCUCUCCACCAAGGUGGCGGUACAUUCAUUUGUGGAGAACCUGUUCAGAUCCAUCUGGGGGACGCCGCACAGCAGAGUCCCGCUUGCUGUCAAGUACUUCUUUGACUUCCUUGACACUCAGGCAGACAACAUGAAGAUCACUGACCCAGAUGUCCUGCACAUCUGGAAGACCAACAGUUUGCCUCUGCGCUUCUGGGUCAACAUCCUGAAAAACCCUCAGUUUGUUUUCGACAUGGAGAAGACUCCACAACAAGAAAGCUGUCUGUCUGUCAUUGCUCAGGCCUUCAUGGACUCUUUCUCCCUCAGUGAGACCCAGCUGGGAAAGUAUGCACCAACCAACAAGCUGCUCUACGCCAAAGACAUUCCCAAGUUCAAACAGGAAGUAAAGACUUACUACAAACAUAUCAGAGACCAGUCACCAGUCACAGACUCAGAAUUCAAGAAAUUCCUGCAGGAAGAGUCGAAGAAACAUGAAAAUGAGUUCAACGAAGCCGCAGCCCUCAGAGAGCUCUAUAAGUUCAUGCAGCGAUACUUCACUGAGAUCAAAGAGAAGCUGGACCAAAAUGGAGCCCCCACUGAGGUGACAGAGCAACUGCAUCAUGUUAAAAACUUAUUUGAUGGACUAAAAAGCUGCUCCUGGGACUAAGCUGCCAUCCUGUCACUUAUAUUAAAUAACUCUGACCGACACAGUGAGAGGAGCGAGGAGAACUCCUGCAUGCAUCAUCCCUUGUUACAAAGAUGGAGAUGAGGUACUGAGUUAAGGAAUUACAAGAGGAGCAGAGAGAAGCUGUUCACCUUUUCUGUAAUGUCUUGAGUCAGUGGGGAGUUUUGUAUCUUACAAUUUAAAACAAAGGCCUUAUCGGACUUCUGAUUACAUCAGGGAAGAAAAUCCUGAAACUGAAUCUUGGAAGUUUGGGGCCUUGAAGUGAAAUCCGAAGUCCAUCACCUGUUGGUAGCGUACAUUGUAUAAAAGGACCUUUUUUGAAUGUAACACAUCUGCUGGUCAUGUGUCUGAAUGUCUUGUUCAGUACUGCAGUUUAACAUGAAAAACUACUACUUCAAAAACACGUUUGUGCCACACGAUGACAGUGUGUGUGCCGGCUCUUCAGUCAUCUUGUCAAAACCACACGUUAGGAAAAAAUCUGUACAUUAUUCUAGUAUUAACAGCCUGUAUAAACAUUGUGCAAUUCACAGCUUGUAGUGCCUUUUAUCAACUCCUCUGUGUAGCUUCAGAGCAAACGUGUGUAAACAACAAACAUCUCAAUACAAAAAUCAAACCCUGAA
Epinephelus fuscoguttatus (brown-marbled grouper) is the source of this 5952-nucleotide messenger RNA. RefSeq names its product plexin C1 (gene plxnc1). Bases 770 to 5314 code for a protein of 1514 amino acids. Gene Ontology annotation, cellular component: semaphorin receptor complex. Gene Ontology annotation, biological process: regulation of GTPase activity; regulation of cell migration; negative regulation of cell adhesion. Gene Ontology annotation, molecular function: semaphorin receptor activity; protein binding. The record is from RefSeq and is a predicted model, not a curated record. Lineage: Eukaryota; Metazoa; Chordata; Actinopteri; Perciformes; Serranidae. The transcript is spliced from 31 exons.